Molecule: messenger RNA, 1025 nt
Organism: Plutella xylostella (diamondback moth)
Lineage: Eukaryota; Metazoa; Arthropoda; Insecta; Lepidoptera; Plutellidae
Product: phospholipid phosphatase 4
Biological process (GO): phospholipid metabolic process; phospholipid dephosphorylation
Cellular component (GO): membrane
Molecular function (GO): phosphatidate phosphatase activity
Source: RefSeq, a predicted model, not a curated record
GAAAUAUACAAUAACUAAAUCAUUCUUCUAAUAAUAUGCUGUCAAGAAAUGUUUGACAUGACAUGAUGACAGAAUCAGAUGUCGUUGCGCCAUAGACCAAGCUACUUAUAACCUAUUUCCACAAUGUUUACAAAUUGUUUACCACCAAAAUGUUGUUGUAUACCGUGGUGAGUGCGGCCCGGCGGGGCGCGCCAUGCCCCCGCGGCCCCCGCGCCCCCCGCUGUCCCCCGCGCGGCGCCGUAUGCUGGCGGAGGCGGCGCUGCGGCUGCUGCUGGUGGCGCUGUUCCUGUUCCUGAACACGUGCGUGCAGCCGGCGCGGCGCGACGUGGCGGCGGCGCUGCGGGGCGGCGCCUGCAGCCGGCCGCGCCGCCACUCGCUCGUGCCGCCCGCGCUGCUGCUGCCGCUGCUGCUGCUACCGCCGCUGGCCGUGGUGCUGCUGCCGCCCGCCCUGGGCGCGCGCGGCGACGUCACGCCCGCGCUGCUCGCCUGGACGCUCGCCAUGUCCGCCAACGCCGUCGCCACGGAGGCGCUGAAGCUGUCCGUGGGACGGACGCGGCCCGACUUCCUCUACCGCUGCUUCCCGGACGGCCGGCCGGCGGCGCACGUGCCCCCGGGCCGCGCGCGCGCCGAGGCCGAGGGGCGCAAGUCCUUCCCGAGCGGACACAGCAGCUUCUCGUUCUGCUCGCUCGGGUUCGUGAGCCUGUACGUGUGCGGGCGGCUGGGCGCGCGCGGGGCGGGCGCGGGGCGCGGGGCGCGGCUGGCGGCGGGCGCGGGGCCGCUGGCGCUGGCGGCGGCGCUGGGGGCGAGCCGCUGGGUGGACCACCACCACCACGCGGGCGACGUGGCGGCCGGCGCGGCGCUGGGCCUGGCGCUCGCCGCCGCCUGCUACCGCCGCUACUACCCACCACUAUACUCAGACAGGGCCGGGAUACCCUACGAACUUGACGAAGAUUAAGAAAAACAUUGAAGUAAUUUCUCGUAUGUACCUACCUGCUUUUUUAAUUGUAAUAUAUUAUUGAACUCCC